UAGAGUCGGUACUUUUCUCUGUUGAACAGAAAAGUGACGUAAUUCUUCUUCUUGAAAUUGGAGGACUAUUCUUGCGUGUUCAGAAAAACCUGCCCAUCUCCAGAUGCAUGUUGUGACCAGGCUGUGGAUCCUUAAUCUAAUAAGAAAGCAGAAAAAAUCAGUAUCUUAUUCACAAUGGAAGAAUUUCAGAUUUCAAGAUCUCACAAGAAGAUGCUUCUUGUGCACAGGAAUUUCAAACCCAACAGUAACUGCAGAUGCCAGUCAACCAGGUUCACCUGUGAAAGAUGACUUGGAACACCUCCAUAAGAUUCGUAACAUUGGAAUUAUGGCUCACAUAGAUGCAGGAAAGACCACUACCACAGAGCGAAUGCUGUUUUAUAGUGGCCUUAUUCGCACCGUUGGUGAAGUUCAUGAUGGAGAUACUGUUAUGGAUUAUAUGGAACAAGAGAGAAAUAGAGGCAUAACCAUCACAUCUGCUGCUAUCACUUUCCCAUGGAAUGACCACCGAGUAAACUUGGUGGAUACCCCUGGCCAUGUGGAUUUUACCAUGGAAGUUGAACGAGCCCUUAGAGUACUGGAUGGAGCUGUUGCAAUUUUUGAUGCCUCAGCAGGGGUCGAAGCACAGUCCAUUACAGUUUGGCGGCAGGCUAAUUCAUACCAGGUACCUCGUUUAUGUUAUCUAAAUAAAAUGGAUAAACCCAAUGCUGAUGUGUCACUCUGUUUAGAUGCCAUCAAAGAGAAGCUCCAUGCUACACCAUUACUUUUACAGCUUCCAUUAGCUCAGGGUAAUGCCUUUAGUGGUGUUAUAGAUCUGAUUACCAUGAAGAAAUUCACCUGGAACUCAAAAAAAAGAGAUUACGGGAGAAGCUUCAUCAAGGAAACAUUGAAUGCAGAUGAUGAAAUGUGGGAUCAGGCAUUUCUGGCAAGGUGUGAAUUAACUGAUAAGCUGACUGACAUGGAUUUGGAAAUGGCAGAGUAUGUGCUUGAAAAAGAAUCUAUUGAAAACAUCCCUACAAAGUUGUUAAUGGAAGCCAUUCGCAGAGUGACUCUGAAACAGGAUGCUGUGCCUGUCCUCCUAGGUAGUUCGUACAAAAAUAUUGGAGUGCAGCCACUUCUAGAUGCAGUUGUUGAUUAUUUGCCAUCACCGUUGGACAUCAUUCAUGAGACAGUAAAACUCUAUUCUCCUUCAUUAUGCGCCAUGGCAUUUAAAAUAGUCCAUAAUAAGCAACGAGGUGGUAUGCUGACCUUUUUGCGCAUCUACUCUGGACAUUUGGAGCAAGGGCAAAGAAUAUAUAAUGUCAACAGUGAGGUUAUGGAAAAAAUUGGACGUGUCAUGAUAGCGUAUGCUGACGAGUUCAAAGAAGUUGGCAGCAUCAAGUCUGGAAACAUUGUAGUUGUCACAGGACUUAAGGAAACUAGAACUGGAGAUACAUUAGUUGUAAGUCAGUCUGUAGCCAAGAGUGUGAAGAAGGAAGCAUUGAGGAACAAGACAGAAGUACCUUUGUUAAUGGGCUUGCAGAUUCCUGAUCCAGUUUUCUUCUGUUCAAUAGAGGCACCAUCUCUUUCCCAGACUAAACUUCUUGAAGAAGCAUUAGAUCAAUUGCAGAAAGAAGAUCCAAGCUUGAGAGUGACUGCCGAUGAAGAUACAGGACAAACAGUUCUUUCUGGAAUGGGAGAACUACACCUAGAUAUCAUCAGAGAUCGCAUUCACAAAGAGUACAAGGUGGAAGCAGAGCUAGGGCCAUUGCAAGUAGCAUAUAAGGAAACCUGCAGGUCAUCUAAUAUUCAUACUUCUGAUAUAAACAAGACAAUUGGGGAUGCUAACCAGCGCGUUAAGAUAACUCUCUCUAUAGAACCAGAAAACUAUUAUAAACAUAAGUCUGUUGCUCUGGCAAGGACAAAAGAAAAUCAGGAGAAUUUAAGUUCAAUUCGCCGUCAUAUCAUGAAUGCCGUUAAUCAAGGAGUGAGUUCAGCACUGAACAGUGGGCCUGUUUUAGGCUUUCCAGUGGUCGAUGUAAAAGUGAGCCUUCAUUGGCUAGAAACCGGCCAUAAAACUUCUGAGACAAUAGUUGCAGCAACUGCUGCACAAUGUGUCCAUCAGUUAUUACAAAAAUCAGACUGUCAGUUGAUGGAACCUUUCAUGGAACUAGAGAUCAUUACUGAUGAAACCAACUCAUCAUCAGUAAUUGCAGACAUAACUCGAAGACGAGGAAACAUCGUGAGAAUCAGUCACCGUCAAGACUCAAAGGUAAUAAAUGCCGAGUGCCCUUUAGCGGAGCUUGUAGGAUAUUCAACAGCUUUACGAACAAUUACGUCUGGCACAGCAGUUUUCAGCAUGGAGCUUUCAAGUUAUAGAUUGAUGAGUGCACAUGACCAAGCAGUAGCAAUUGAAAGAGUGACUGGAUUUUGAUUUGUAUGUGUAAAAUAUAUUGUGUACAGAUUUUGAUUUGUAUAUGUAAAAUAUAUUGUGUACAGAUUUUGAUUUGUAUAUGUAAAAUAUAUUGUGUACAGACA
Messenger RNA from Macrobrachium nipponense, 2514 nucleotides. RefSeq names its product ribosome-releasing factor 2, mitochondrial-like (gene mRRF2). Gene Ontology annotation, biological process: ribosome disassembly; mitochondrial translation. NCBI's taxonomy places the organism in Eukaryota, Metazoa, Arthropoda, Malacostraca, Decapoda, Palaemonidae. The transcript has 16 exons. Bases 104 to 2410 code for a protein of 768 amino acids. Gene Ontology annotation, molecular function: GTPase activity; GTP binding. Gene Ontology annotation, cellular component: mitochondrion. The record is from RefSeq and is a predicted model, not a curated record.